AUGUCUUCGUUUCUUUCUUGUCUCCUUCUCAUUUUCAUUUUCACUUUCACCUCUCAACUCAGCAUAGCAAAAUCAUUCCUACCCGUGUGUGAUAACAACAAAGGAAACUACACAAACAACAGCGUCUACCACACAAAUCUCAAAACCCUUUUAUCAACUCUCACUUCCAACACACAAAUCAAACACGGUUUCUACAAUUCCUCUUUUGGCAUAAACAGCGACAAAGUAAACGCAAUUGGUCUCUGCAGAGGAGAUAUCAAACCCAAUGAUUGUCAAAACUGUCUCAAAAAUUCAAGUGCCCUUCUAACACAAACUUGUCAAAACCAAAAAGAAGCAAUUGGUUGGUACGAUGAUGAGAUAUGCAUGCUACGUUAUUCAAGCCGUUCAAUAUUUGGUCUCAAUGAAACAAGACCUGUUUAUGUUGAAUGGAAUAUAAACAACGCAACAAAUGAAGAUGAGUUUAAUGCAAAGGUGAAGAAAUUGUUGGAUGGUUUGAGAAAGAGAGCUUCAUCAGGGGACAGUAACCUUAAAUAUGCUGUUGGGAGUGAUAAGGUUGGUGUGAAUAAUAAUGAUACAUUAUAUGGUCUUGUUCAAUGCACACCUGAUUUGUCUAAAACAUCUUGUGAUGAUUGUUUGCUUCAAUCUAUCAAACAAGUUCCAUAUUGUUGUAACAAUAAGAUAGGGGGUAGAGUUCUUAGACCUAGUUGUUAUUUGAGAUAUGAAACCAAUUCACUCUUCUAUCAAACCACAUCAUCACAAUCACCAUCACCGUCUCCAUCUUCAUCACCGUCGUCAUCACCAUCAUCCUCGCCGCCACCACCAUCUUCAUCGCCGUCGUCUUCGCCAUCACAAUCACCACCGUCACCGGUGCCACCACUCUCAGCUCCUCCUCCUUUUGCACAAAACAAUACAUCACCUCAACCUCAAGAUAAUAAGGGCAAUACGUCUAGAAAUGUCCUUCCUAAAAUCCCUUUGAUGUUGUUUUUAUUGUGGUCAAUGUUAUCAUCUUUUUGA
Molecule: messenger RNA, 1014 nt
Organism: Vicia faba (fava bean)
Lineage: Eukaryota; Viridiplantae; Streptophyta; Magnoliopsida; Fabales; Fabaceae
Source: the annotation of a GenBank genome assembly